UUCAAAAGCCAGAAGACAGUUCUUCACAAACAAUUCUAACAGUAAGAAGACAUGGAAGUGGCUGAAAUUGAAAACCAGGCACCCAAAAUCUCGUCCCCUUCGAAAAAAAGUUUCAAUAAGUAUGCUGUUUCUUGUGCCAUUCUAGCUUCCACCAAUUCAUUGCUCGUGGGUUAUGAUAUGGGGGUGAUGAGUGGAGCAGUGUUGUAUAUUCAAGACGAUCUGAAAAUCUCACAGUCUCAAAUUCAGGUCGUGGUGGGUUCAUUAAACAUCUGUUCUUUAUUUGGAUCCUUAGCUUCCGGAAAAACCUCAGAUUUUAUAGGCCGGCGAUUCACCAUAGUCCUCGCCGCCGGUACAUUCUUGAUGGGUGCACUUCUAAUGGGUAUGGCUAAUUCAUUCGCUCUUCUCUUGGCCGGAAGAAUCAUAGCCGGAAUCGGCGUCGGCUACUCCCUCAUGAUCGCUCCUGUCUACUCGGCCGAGAUCUCACCGGCGAUGACACGUGGUUUCCUCACAUCUCUUCCGGAGGCAUUUAUCACGAUCGGCAUAUUACUCGGUUACAUAGUUAAUUACGCUUUAUCGGGUUUGCCGGAAAAUUUUAAUUGGAGGCUAAUGGUGGGUAUCGCCGGCAUACCCGCCAUUUGCAUUUCUGCCGGAGUUAUGAUAAUGCCGGAAUCUCCCAGGUGGCUGGUGAUGAAAGGAAGAAUGGCGGAGGCCAAACGGAUUCUAGUGAAAACGUCGGAGAAUGAAGAGGAAGCGAAUGAAAGACUCCGGGAGAUCAUUAAGGCGGCGGAUGAUGCUUUGCCGACGACUAACGCCGGCGAUGGCAGUUCGGAGAGGAAUUUUAGCGGUGAAGGUGUUUGGAAAGAGCUCUUUUUACACCCGACGAAGAAAGUCCGACGGAUGCUCGUCGCUGCGAUCGGUAUCAAUUUCUUUAUGCAAGCGUCGGGAAACGACGCCGUCGUUUACUAUACGCCGGAAGUUUUCAAGUCGGCGGGAAUCGUUAAUCGGAAAGAGUUAGUUGGAGUUACCAUAAUAAUGGGCCUAGCAAAGGCUUUUUUUGUACUGGUAUCAGCUUUAUUCCUAGACCGGUUCGGUCGAAGGCCUCUUUUGUUAUUGGGAACAUUGGGUAUGGCCAUUUCCCUUGCUUGUCUGGGCUUGGGUUCAAAAUUUUUGGAACAUAAGGAUGAUAAGCCUCUUUGGGCUAUAGUUUUAUGCGUGAUUGCAGUAUGUGCAGUGGAGUCGUUUUUCUCAAUUGGGCUUGGGCCUAUUACAUGGGUUUAUUCCUCGGAGAUAUUCCCUUUGCGGUUGCGAGCUCAAGGUUCGAGUCUCGCGAUUUCGGUUAACCGAUUAGUAAGUGGGAUUAUUUCUAUGACGUUUUUGACCAUUUCUAGUAAGAUUACGUUUGGGGGUAUGUUCUUUUUACUCGCGGGUAUAAUGGUAAUUGCGACGGUUUUCUUUUACUAUGUGUUGCCCGAAACUAAAGGGAAGACGUUGGAAGAGAUCGAGGCUCUUUUCGACGAUAAAGAAAACUAG
Molecule: messenger RNA, 1530 nt
Organism: Impatiens glandulifera
Lineage: Eukaryota; Viridiplantae; Streptophyta; Magnoliopsida; Ericales; Balsaminaceae
Product: polyol transporter 5-like
Exons: 2
Coding region: 52-1530 (492 amino acids)
Biological process (GO): transmembrane transport
Cellular component (GO): membrane
Molecular function (GO): carbohydrate transmembrane transporter activity
Source: RefSeq, a predicted model, not a curated record